Adelges cooleyi (spruce gall adelgid) is the source of this 2076-nucleotide messenger RNA. Its product is annotated as sentrin-specific protease 1-like. Gene Ontology annotation, molecular function: deSUMOylase activity. NCBI's taxonomy places the organism in Eukaryota, Metazoa, Arthropoda, Insecta, Hemiptera, Adelgidae. The coding region runs from base 486 to 2027 and encodes 513 amino acids. The transcript has 4 exons. The record is from RefSeq and is a predicted model, not a curated record. Gene Ontology annotation, cellular component: nucleus. Gene Ontology annotation, biological process: protein desumoylation.
CAAGGUGGAUUCAUCUUGAUAUUAUCUAUAAUCGUAGUGAUAAGUAACAUUUAAUAAUAACACAAUUAUUUACCAACUAGCGUUUAAACUAAGGUGAUUUAUAAAGUGGCUGCACUGAAAAUCACAAACUGUUCGAAUGAAUUGCGCAAGCGCAAACGGAGUACACAAUAAUAAUAAUAUGAUAAACAUUUUCAUCUUUCCGCUUUCGAUACAUUCUGUGAACUGUAGAGACUAAACAGAGAUUGUUGAAUUGAAGAUAAAAUUGGCGAUUCUAUUUCUAUAUUUUAUGCACGAUAUUUGUUAUUUUAAAGUUUUAUGGUUGUGAGUUUUUUUUUUUUAAAUUUAACUAUUUCUCAAUUGUUUUUAAAGGAACAAACUCUUAGUCUUUUAAAUUACAGCGGAUUACUACAUUUCUACCACAUUAGUUGAUAACCACUGGAAUUAACCAAAUUCAUAUACAAAAUUCUUUAUGUUAUUCUUGGGUGAUGGGUUUCUUCAGUUCGUUGCGAAGUAUCAAAAAAUGGUUUACUGAUAAAACUGGGUUAACUGGAACACAAGAAGUAACCAAACGCAAGCACGAUGAUUGUGAACCAGUAGCUAAUAAAAGAGCACGGAUGGAUGAUAGUUUGGUGGAAGUGGUUGAGAUAAGUGAUGAAUCACUAUCUGAAACGGAAGAGGUGGAAAUCACUGAGCCAGGGCCGUCUACAGUUCCCCUCAGAGCUAGCCCUCCUGUAUUUUUAAGUGACCAACGUCAUUUCCAAAGAAGAACCCUAUCGCCAUUUACUAUGAUAGAUCUAACUAGCAGCAGCGAUGAUGAGAAGAAAACUAAACAUGCUCGAUAUAGUCUGGCAAACCCAUCACAGUUUUCGAGUAGAACCAAGCAAUUAGUUAGAAGUGCGAGUUCAUCUUCAACAAUGUUUAAAAGAACGAAUAGUCCAUCCAUGGAACAUAGUUUUUCUUCAUUACAUAUAAAUAAAACUUCAACACACAGUGACAGUGAACGAAUUCUAGGUCUUAUUUUGAAGAAUUACGCUCUGCCUAAAUCUAAAUCUGAAGCUUUAGAACUAUCUACUUCUUGUUCUACAUCCCCUGUUUCUAUUCACAAACAAAACACUAUGAAUCAAACUAAUAUGUCCAAUAAAUCUGGGAAAGAAAAUGUCAAUAUUCCUGAGCUGAGUUUUUACAAAAAUAGAAAAAUAGAACAAGAAACAUUUUAUAAUCGUAUACUAAGAAAAUUCAGAGAAAAACAGGCGGCAUCAACAUUAAUAUCAGAUCGUCAGAAGAAAUCAUCUGAUGAUGUAUUUUUGGAGAAGCUUCAAACUAUGAAUAAAGAAAUUGAAAAAAUUGAACCAAAAAAAAAACAAGAAGUAUUUCCUGGUUAUAGCAAAGAAGUAACAGAUUUUAUUUCCCAAAAAAUGUCCGGACCACAAAAUGAAUUUAUUGUUAAAGGGAAAAACAUUAAAAAGAGUGAUCUCAGAACUAUUUAUUCUCCUACAGCAUGGUUAAAUGACGAAGUUAUCAAUCAUUAUAUGAACAUGAUUGUUGAUCGAGAUCCUAAGUCAUUACAUACAUUUGAUACAUUCUUUUAUACUAAAUUAUCUUCACAAGGAUAUGAAUCUGUACGACGAUGGUCAAGAAAGAAGGACAUUUUUGCUUGUAAAAAAAUGUUUAGCCCCAUACAUUUAGGAAACCAUUGGUGUCUCAUUUGUGUGAAUUUCAUUGAAAAAACAAUUAAAUACUAUGAUAGUCUUGGAGGGACAAACCCAAAGUGUUUAAAUGCAAUAAUGUACUAUUUAAAAGAAGAGCAUAAAAACAAAAAGAAUUCAGAACUCGACUGUAGUGGUUGGCGAUUAAUGGAAGCUAAUGAUUGCCCUAAACAACGGAAUGGAUACGAUUGUGGAGUGUUUGCUUGUAUCAACGCAGAGUUCUUGUCGCGUGAUGCAAAAUUAGACUUUACUCAAGAAGAUAUGCCACAACUGAGACACAGGGUGUGUUAUGAAAUAUUGAGAAAUCGAUUGUGUUUUUGAUAAUGUACAAGAAAAAAGAAUAUAUAUUUUGAUUCCUUUCAGUUAUUAA